ACACAUGUCGUCACUGUGGGGCCACCAUUGACUCAUUGGGACUUCAUGGGCUCUCCUGUAAGAAGGGUAGGAUGCGUUUCCACCGUCAUGCAGCCAUCAACGAUGUCCUCCAUCGAGCUCUCUCUUCCGCGGGAAUUCCUUCUUGUCUGGAGCCAUCUGGCCUUUCUAGGUCUGAUGGUAAAAGGCCUGAUGGUCUUACCCUUGUUCCUUGGGAACGUGGAAAGCCUCUGGUUUGGGACGCUACAGUCCCUGACACUCUAGCUCCCUCAUACCGUUCUGUGGCAGUUUCUAAUUCAGGUGCUGUUGCUGCUCUAGCAGAAUCCAAGAAGACCUCCAAGUCAUUCAUCAAGUCCUUGGGUCGUAAGAUUCGUUUUUAUUCAGGGGAUGUGAAUGCUGGUCAAUAUUUAAUGCAAUGCUUAUCAGUUGCCAUUCAACGAGGUAACGCAGCCCUCAUCACUGAUGCCUUGCAUUCAGGCUCUUUGUCUUUGUCUCCGUUCUGACUUGUUAUUGUU
This is a messenger RNA of Amphimedon queenslandica, 512 nucleotides long. RefSeq lists its product as uncharacterized. Lineage: Eukaryota; Metazoa; Porifera; Demospongiae; Haplosclerida; Niphatidae. The coding region runs from base 72 to 500 and encodes 142 amino acids. The transcript is spliced from 2 exons. The record is from RefSeq and is a predicted model, not a curated record.